AUGGGGUCAAUGCCUGUUACUCCCCAGGUCAUAUUCAUCAGAACACUGCUGUGCUGCCUCACUGUUCUCACUGUGAUGCUCAAUUUGUUGGUCAUCAUCUCCAUCUCCCAUUUCAGGCAGCUCCACACCCCCACCAAUCUCAUCCUCCUCUCUCUGGCUGUGUCUGACUUGUUUGUGGGCCUCGCAGUGAUGCCACCCACAAUCAUCAGCCUGCAGUCCUGUGGGUUUUUGGGUAAAAUCACAUGUGCUUUUUUGUACCUGUUGGGCUUCACCCUCACCUCUGCUUCUGUUGGGAACAUGGUGCUCAUAUCAGUGGACCGUUAUGUGGCUAUUUGUGACCCUCUGCGCUAUUCCUCCAUGAUAACACUAAGCAGAAAAUCUGAGAUGAGGGCUGCUAGAACUCUAGGUAUUACUCUUCUUGUGUUUAUACUUUGUCUCUGUCCAUACUACAUUAAUUUUCUAGCAGGACAGAGCACCACAGGUAGUGUAAUUUCAUCAGCUCAGAACUGGCUGUUCUAUUGUAACUCCAUGUUUAAUCCUCUGAUCUAUGCCCUUUUCUACCCCUGGUUUAGAAAAGCGGUUAAAGUCAUUGUCAGCCUUCAGAUACUGCAGGAAGGUUCCCGUGAGGCCAAGAUGAUGUAG
Messenger RNA from Epinephelus fuscoguttatus (brown-marbled grouper), 642 nucleotides. Its product is annotated as trace amine-associated receptor 13c-like. Bases 1 to 642 code for a protein of 213 amino acids. The transcript has 4 exons. The record is from RefSeq and is a predicted model, not a curated record. Gene Ontology annotation, molecular function: trace-amine receptor activity. Lineage: Eukaryota; Metazoa; Chordata; Actinopteri; Perciformes; Serranidae. Gene Ontology annotation, cellular component: membrane. Gene Ontology annotation, biological process: G protein-coupled receptor signaling pathway.